GUGCAUUACUUCAGUUCAGUGAAGUUAUCCUUGUAAAUAUUGGUUAAUUUGGUUUCUUUUCCUCUUCUCCUCUUGCUUUGGUCGCUAUAAAUCGCAAACAUUAUGGACGAGGAGUUGAUGUGUGAAAGUCUGAUGAAAUGGGUGAGUUUAAAUGGUGGAAUUCCAGUUGAUUGUCAUCUUUCUAGUUCUCUCUUUGGCGACAUAGCUAUCCUGAAGAAUUUGCUCAAUUUAACCUCUGGUCAUAUCGUUGUAUUAACAAUAGAUAUGAAUUUCGCAUCAAUUUUCCCUUCCUGUAGGUCGGUACCUUUGAAGGAAUAAAAGCUCCGCAUAAAACCAUCGAGGAAUUGACUGAUGGCGUCGCUCUUUCAGAAUGUUUAGCCGAAAUGUAAGUGGAUUGUUAAGCUUAAUUACACAAUAUUCAAAAAGUCCUAAUGGUUAAUUUUAUUUUUGCAUUUUGGUACAUUCUCACUAUCAAACUCAAAGGCUUUGGUGAUAUUGCCCGCUUCCGAUUUCGAUAAAUUUGAUUUUUUUGGCUGAUUUUAGAUGCUUAUCGCUCGGAAUGAACAGUUGACUUCUAUCUUGAAAAUUGUAAAGACUCCAACUGUUCUGUUUGGAUAACUACUGUAUAUGAACGAGCUAUUGUUGAUUAUUUGAAUGACAUAAACUGCAUUGGAUUUGUCCUUCCUAAUUUUGCUUCAUUACUACUUGAAACGGUUUGAAUUUAACAUAGGUUAGUCUCGUGUAAGAAUGUAUUCAUGACAAUUCCCCAUCACUUUGUAUGUGUCAGUGUUAAGUUUUGUAUCCAGAAUUUCACACUGUCACGUAUCCCUUUUCUACGGUUAAACUUUAUUAGGAUUUCCUAAUUUAAAGUGAUGCUUAAUAGGACUUAUUUAAAUGUCCAUAGACCCAAGCUGUUUCCUCAAAUUUAUUAGUUAGAGCCACUUCCAGGAUCAUAAGCAAUUGUAUAAUUAUUGUUUCUUGAGUUACCUUGUCUCUCUAGAAGGUGUGGGGUUUUUAGCUAAAAAAAUGGUGUGUUGGUUAAGAUUACAACUGAACUGGCUCAAGUGGAGUUCAAUUAACAAAAUUUUGUUCCCAAUACUUUGCAACUCCUUUAUGGCAUGGCUAAAAAACUACACAGUAACAAGAUGUAGAAUGCAGGAAAUGUAAAGAGGAUGUCACAAACAAUUUCUUAAAACAACAUUGUAUUCCAUCUAUCAUAUGUGUUAUAGAAGCACUGAUGCUUAAGAUAGUCAGGAGUUUAUUCAAACCUCAUACCAAGGAUAUGUUUCUAUGUCAAAUUUUUGUGUGUGCAUUACCAGUAGUUGCCAUUCAAAAUCCAGCGGGCAAUUAUCUCUUUCUAUGUCAGCAAUUUAGCCAAUAGUAGGCAAUUACCAACAACCCAGAAAGCCUUAAUUUUCAAGCUAUUUUGCAAACAAGGGGAUUCAGAAGGCCAACUUAGUUUAAUAAGAGGCCCGAAUCCUGGCCCUCAAACCUACAUUGUUCCUUCAUUAGUUCAUUGGUAAAUGAGAAUUUCCUAAUUUGUAGUGCUCCAGAUUGGUUUGAUGAUGAGUGGGUGUCUAAGAUUAGACAUGAUACUGGAGAUAAUAGAAGACUCAAAGUAAGUUGUAUGCUCUUCUAUGUCAGAGAGUAUUUUGAAUACUUAUUAGCAAUAGGGUACUAAAUACUGUAAUGUGAUGAAUCUGUCAGUGCUCUCCAGACACGCCAACAGCCAGUGUUUUUUGCUCACCACCACUGUUGUUCCUUGUGCUGGCUACUUCAAGAGACAAAAAUUCUGAGGAGUAGCGUGCCACCAAACCUCUCUAGAAACUGACAAGCCCAACAGGCACUUGCUCUGCAAGCACUGGCUACUUCAAAUUUUUAGCUGACUACAUGAAAAUAUGAGGAGAGCACCGAUGUGUUCCUUGUUUGAGUUACAUGCACUUUGUAUGUAAUAGCUGUUUUCAGCUGUAGCUUGCUCUUUGACAUGAGUGGUGUAUCACAGAGUGAUAGAGCUUUUUUGACCUGUUUUCUAGGUAAAUAAUCUCAAGAAGCUUGUGAAAGGAAUCCAUGAUUACUACACUGAGGUGUGUAUAAUUUACAUUUUGGAUGUUUAUCAGUGCUUUUCACUGCUAUAUCAUUUUAUACUUACCCAAGUAAUUAAUGCAAAUAGGAAGAUUCUUUUUAACAUGUUAAUUUAUAACUUUAUUGUUAGUGAAAUCCUUGUACAAAUUUGUGAAUAUUGCACACUCAGUGUCAGGGUUCUCCUUAGAAGGCACAGUUCUGCAAACUGUAACUGUUUUUGGUCACUGUUGCAAGUGUUGCAAAAUAUUUGGUGACUAAAUUAAUUUGCAGUAAAAGUCACCAAUUUGACAACCUGUGUUUAUUGGUUCAUGGGUAUCAGUUAGCUGAUUUGAAAUGCACACUGGCAAAUUGUUGGCUGACAACCAGGUUAUUAACCCUCUGCUCUAUAACAUCAGCAUGCAUAUUCUCCACACUGUUCUCUUUACAUUUCCUUAGGAACUGUCAAGGAGAAUUUUCUUAACAAUCAGGCCUUGGUUGCUUGAAAGUCAUAGAACACUAUCCACUGGAUAAAUCUCUAUCCAGUAGAUAAUGCUAUAUGUUUUGCUAUCAUUUAUCUGCUGGAUAGAAAUUUAUCCAUUGGAUAGCAUUAUGUGCCCUUCACACAACUGGAUCAGGAGCUUUUUUAGUUGGUGAUCAUUCCCUCUCUUCUCCUGACCUCAAUGUUUGUUUCAUGGGUGAUAAUGUAAGAAGAAAUUGAAUGCUAGUCACUCUUAUGGGUGAAAGGGAUAAUCAUAUUGAUUUUUCUUUUGAUUUCAUGGUGUAGGUGCUCACCAUGGAUAUCUCAGGGUUUCCAAUGCCUGAUGUCAAUGCCAUAGGUAAGAACAUUGUUUUAAACUUAAUAUUUAUUGCAGACUUAAAGUUAUAUUUCUUAGCUGGCAAAGGGUUGAUUAGGGAAAGAGUCAAGUCAAUGGUUUGUCAUUGCUCUGAAGAAAUCAAUUGCAAUACUAAUUAGGCUAUCUCCUAAUUAUAUCAAUCAAUUUUCAAGACAAAUGGUAAUAAGAAGAAAGAAAAUAUCAACUGCAGGAUAUUGAUUGAUUUAGCAUUAAAUUCUCAGAGCAAGAAUUUUAAGAAAUGUGAAGACAGGCAAAAAAGGGAAAGUCUGUACUUAAUCCUGGUGACCCUCCCAGCCUGAGGUUCUCCCUAUUUCCUUAGCAUGAAGUGACUGGGAGUAUUACUAAUUCUCCCUAGAAUGGAAUGCUGGUUCAUUGCAAGGUUACCCCCUAGCUUUUCAUCAGGCUUCCCUAAAAAAAUUUUUCUGGUAAUCAUUUAUACUCCUGGGUGGAGAGAGACACUGUUAGGGGAAAGUGUCAUGCCUGAGAACACAAUGCAUUGACCUAACCAGGUCUGGAACCCAGCCCUUUCAACCUGGAGUCCAGUACACUGACCAUUAGGACACUGGAAGACAUAGAGGAGAAUUGAUUUCUAGAUCUUGGAAGUGAAAGGGUUAAGGUGAAAAAUUAUCCAGACUACUAUACCCAACAAACACCGUCCUUUUGAAGGCAAGUGGGAGGGGGAAAGAGCUAGGUAAACCCUCUAGCCAAUGUUCUAAGUCACUUUAUGAGUUUAAGAUUUUACUAUUAUUAUUAUUUAUUAUUAUUAUUAUUAUUAUUAUUAUUAUUAUUAAAUUUUACUUUUUAAUUACUAUUUCCUCUUGCUGAUUUCUACAGUUGAGAGUCAGGAAAUCUCUGACCUUGGCAGACUAUUACAGUUGGUUCUUGGCUGUGCUGUUAACUGUGAAGACAAGCAAGGUUAAUCAAAUCUUCUGUCAUAUAUUAUAUCAUGUUCUGCUCUAUCCUUGAUAAUAGGAAGCCAAGAAAUUGCUGGUUACUCAGUUGGAUUUCACUGGCUUUUUCAGUUGUCAAGCCAAGAUGUAGUAGUAAAGGCAAUUAAAAAAAAAAUUAUUAUUGUCUAAAAUUGAUUCCACACAUUACCCACUUAGAAUCUGAAAGACAACCCUAAUUUCCUUGUUGGUUACUGUUUAAAUCAAAUGGUACUGUACUUAACUGUAGCUUAACAUUUUAAUGGAGUUUACACCGUGGCUGAUUUCUGUAUAAUUAUAACAAUUGUUACUUGUGAUUUCUGGGGUUUGAUUAUUUUUUUAUAGUUUAAAAAAUUUUUUCUUUCCACAGAAUAUAUUCAAGUUAUUAUGUCUAUGGAAGAGUCUGUACAGCAUGUGGUCAUGAUGGCAAUACAAGAGGUAGGUGUGAAUUUGAUUUAUGAAAGACAGAGUACAGUUGGGUUUCAUUUUAUAGUUUACAAUGUUUUUUUUCUCUCAGCUGAUGGCAGGAAAAGAAAGUGGUUUGCCUGGGACAGACAGUGAAAUGUUUAAAGAACUAGAGAUACAGGUCAGAUACAUACACAUUAUGCUUGGUGUUGUGAUUUUUAGAACUUACUGAAAACAGUGUCACCUUGUAUAUACUUAUCUAAUUUUUGACAAUAUCAUUAUCAUGCUGGCUUUUUGAAAGUCUCAGACAUUUACAUUAUGGAAAGCAAUGGAAAACAAGAAUUAUUUGAACUUGUACAUUUACAUAAAAUUAAUUUUAUUUGUACUCUGCUGAUUAUCAUUUUAUUGAUUGAAAUAGAAAAGAUGUGGGCAUUAGAUAGACAUACAUGUAGAGAAAUUACUAAUGUCUUUAUAGCUGUAAAGUUUAUGCAAUACAAUUUCAUGAUAAUGCAGUGGAUAAUGGUAGUCUAGAAAGCUAGGCAUGCAUCCAAAUUAAACUAGAUGUAUUGUAGAUCUCAUAGACAUCAUCCUUCACAUGUGAAAAUUGACUUUGAAAAGGGAUGUCAUACCACUUUGUUUAACUUAAAGAAACCUUUUCCUCUCUCCCUGCCAUUCCUUCAACUGUUCCUUUUUUUUUUACAUGACCAGCAUAAGAGAACACUUGAACAGCUUAGUAGUAUGGCAGCUGAAAAAGAGGAACUAUCACAGAGAUGUCAUGAACUGGAUGAACAGGUAAUGAACCAAAAAAAAAAAUAAGGCCAAUGGUAAUUUUUUCUAGGCAAAUAUUGAUGUAGUCUAAGAUCUGUGUAACAAAACUGGGUUAAUUAAAUCAAUUGAAGGCUUAAUAGUAACCUUUUUGUUCAAUGAGGGGAAAAUAAGCAAACUCUGCUCAUUUAGCUUGUCCUAUUUUGCUGUACUUUUAUAUCAAUAACUUCUCACGUAAGAAGGAUGGGAUUUUCAGUCAAAAGAAAUGAGGUCAUUUCAUAAUAUUUCUAACAGGAAGUUUGCAAGUGAACCUACUUUGUGAACAGUAGCCAGUUUUUUGGUUUGCAUUCAGAUUCACAUUUUGGUUUAUUGUCAUGUAUUGCAAUGUCAGUGGAUCAUAGGGUUAAAUGCAACAAUCAAAUAUUUGAUCUGUGUUGCCUCUCUCUCUCAUUUUAGACUUUUUUGUGAGAACUUCUUUCCAAAUAAACCUUUUUUCCUGUUGUUCUACUUAGUUGUCCUUCAUCAAAGAGCAUGAGGGUAGCUUACAGAUGGAAAAUGAGCGACUUAGAGAUAAACUGAGUCGGCAAGACACAAGUGGCGACAGAGAUGAUGACAUCAGGUAAUUUAAAUGAAUGAAAAAUAAGGAAAGUUUUGUCGGAAAAGAUACUUUUAUUACAUGUAGCAAAGUAACUCAUCUUCAUUCUGACUUUUCGAAUAGAGAUGUAACCUCUUACUCUUAAAGAAAUGUUGAUCUUUGUCUUUAUAAUGAAUGCAUAUAUAUGUGUAGGUAUUUAUUGAUAGGGAGUGAAUAAGUUUAUACUGUAUUUUGUUCUGACUUAGUCUCAAAUUCUCAAAAGUACCAUUAAUACUGGAAAUAAUGUUAGCUAGGAAGGAUAAAUGAAAGUUAGAUUGUGGAUAUUGAAGGGUUAACAUAAGGUGCUCAGUAGAAUUUCACUUAGAGAAAACUUGAAGACUUUUUAAGUUGUAGAGAUCUUUACUAAUUUUACUUUACUAAGCAAGAACUGCUGGUUGGGCACAUGGGGAAGGUGACAAUUAUAACAUUAAGAAGACACAUUUCUGGGAGGGGUAGCUGCACCUGUAUAGAAGUUUGAGAGGGUGGGGCUUGUCUAAAGGAGAACUGGCUAUUGUUUAUAUGGCUGCAAAAAUUAUAGCUCAAGGUCUUUGUAUAUUUAGCUGUUUAGUGCAUUAAUGGAAUUAUGUAGCCAUUGUUUUCAUGAAGGAAAAAUAGAGGAAAAUAUGAAGCUUCAUUCUUCAAUUUUUCUAACUAAAAUGUUUUACUUACAUGUCUAAGUUGGCUGCUUUAAUAAAUUGAUUAAUAUUUGAUGAGGUCACCUGUUGAUACAUCCCAUUCAAUGUGUUUUUUUAUUACUGAAGUCUGGAUAAUGUGUUAAACUUGAGUUUUCAUUAUUAUUUAGAAUGUUCAGUUUGAGGCAAAGGUUGUUAAACUGAUCUGUAUUUCCUCUGUGUAUUUAGUCUUCCCUUUUUGGUUCAUAUUCCAUCAAUUGUUAUCUAUGCACAAUGAUGAAAUUAAAUCAUUUGCUUUCUAGUUUUUCUACUCAAAGAAUGCAUCAGCUUCAGCAACAAGUGGAACAACUCAAGGAAGAGAAUUUCACCAUGGAAACUUGUGAGUUAAAGAAAAUGAUUCGAAAAUUUACAGAAAUGAAUGGAAAGAUUAUGAAGAAGUCUUUGAGCUUGCCUUUUAAAGCCCAGCUUCAAUUUCUGUGUAUACUAAAUUAAUGCAGUGGCAAAGGUUUCUUCUGCAUAAUGAAAUAUGAAAUUCAAAAGGAAUUCAAAGCAGUGCUCGUUACAAAAAUAUACAGUCAUAAAGAUUCAGUGAAUAAUUCCCUCAUCUGUUUUUCUAUUCACUCAAAUUUUAUCAAAUUUACUUGUAAUAUGCUUAACAUGAUAAUUACAAUAAUUUUUUUUUCAGCACGUGAUGAGUUCAAAAUAAAAUAUGAACAGUUGGAACGGGAUGUUCUGAUGUUGAAUGAAAGGGUAUGGUGCAUUUGUGCUUAGUUUGCUCUCUUAAACCGUUUAACUCCAAAGAUCUGAUUGUUAAUUCUCCCCUCUAGCUGCUACACAUUUCCCUCUAGCUAUGACACAUUUCCUUGUACAUUAUUUUCAAGAAUUUGGUGUUAGAUCAAGAUUGCAACCUCUACUUGACAAGUUUGAAUAUUCUCAUUACCUGAUUGUUGGAUAAUGUAAGGAUAUUAUAGGAGGAAGUUACAUUUUAAUCACUCCUGGGAGUUAAAGGGUUAAGUGUUCAAGAGAGUUCACUUCUCUUCCUCUCCAAGGUAUGUACAUGUAGGUAUUAUAAUGUUAGAAGAAAAUUUUGUGGAUUUUGUAUAGGGACAAAAUUAUUUUGCUUUGGAUAUCCUUACAGUCCAUGAACCCUUUAACUCUCAGAAGUGAUUCACAUAAAACUUCUCCCUACAAUAUCCAUACAUUCUUCAGCAAACAGGUAAUCAGAAUAUUCAAACUUAUCAGGUAGAAGCUGUUAUCUUGAUCUAGCACCAAGUUCUCAUAACUAAUUUACAAGCAAAUGUGUAGUAGCUACAGGAGAGAAUUAACAAUCGGUUCUUGGGAGUUAAAGGGUUAAAGCAGUAGAUAGAAUUCAAGUCAUGUUUAUUGCAUCUUAAUUUUCCUAGCAGAUCAUUGUAAUGGAAUUUACACAAUUUACAAAAAAAACAGAGGUCUGACAUGUAUAUGCACAGUGCAAUGCAACAGAUGAGCAUCUCUAAGCUCAACCUAUGUCUUUACCACUAACAAGUCUUAGACUCUAAGCUUGUUUGGUAAUGUUUUUUCUGUGAAUUACACCACAAGUUGUGCUUUUAAGGUUAACUAAUGUGUAAUGAUACUGUAAGUUGUAAAUUUAUUUUGUGCUUGUAAACAGUUUUGUAAGACAGUCGUUACUUGUGUUUAUAAGUUUAAAUUCUAUUCACAGAAUGAGCAAUUGCAGAGCUUAGCUGAAGAAUCUCAGAUGCUGAAAGAUGAAAUGGAUGUCUUACGGCAUUCCCAGGAGAAAGUGGUUUGUAAAUUUUUAUAACACUAUGAUUAAUUUGUCAUAUUAAUUAAUUUUUUUAUGUCUUAAAAUUUUCUCUGGUAAACUGUGUUGUUCUUUUUUUUUGUGGCAGAUUAAGUAUGAGUCAACAAUAGAACUUUACAAGAAGAAACUAGGUAAGUGCAAUUCUUUUACAAGGUAUGCUGAGUAUUAAAACUCUUUUUGUUGAAGGGGAGACUCUUGUGUCAGGACUGAUCACAGAACUGCAGAAUUAACAAAUAAUUUAGCAAUUUUAAAUAUUUCUUUUGGCUUCGUAAAAAUUGCUAACUAGUUUAACAGUUUAUCACAAAAGACCAUACUAUCGUUGCACUUUCUAAUACGAUUUUUACAAUAAUUUGCUUUUAUCGUAUAGAUUGAUUUUGUGUUCUAAAUGAUAUGUUUGUCAUUGCAGAGGAGUUGUCAGACAUGAGGAAACAAAUGAAGGCUUUAGAGGAAAAAAAUGUAACAUAUAUGAAAGAAACCAUGAACUUACAAGAGGUGAACACAUUUAUAUAACAUUACUAUUAAUUAUGGGUAAAUUGAGUAAGUUUUUAAAGAAAAGGUGCUGCUGCUGCAUCAUUGGAGAAUAUUUUAAAGGAUAAAUUGGUUUUAUCAACUGAGUUGAUGACAUUGGCCACUGUAAAGAGUUUCUAAAGUUGAUGUUUCAAGCGUAAGCCAUUCACUGUUUGUUCUAUUACAUUAAAUUUUGUAGUCUAGUGUAUUGUACUCUUAACUUCAUUUAGCAGCAUUUAAGAUAUGCUUAAACAUUUUGAUACAGAGUUUACACCAUUGCAGUGUGGGUCUUUUGAGAUUCUGAUUUUGCCAAAGAUAUGUUAUUAAGUUUACAUCAUUUGUGACAGUGGUCAAUUAUAGCUUUUUAAAUGUAGUUAAGAGAGUCUGUUAAUUACAAUUUGUGUUGCAGGAUCUUAGAAAAGCCAAUGCAUUAAAAUCUCAAGUUGACACAUACAAGAAACAGGUUUGUAAGCAGUCUGGUAUCUGUAAUACUUGUCAAUUAAACUUGUUUUCCAUUUCAGAAGGAAAAUAAAUCCCAGAACAGUAUUGUAUGUUGUUGUGGAGUACCUUUAACCCAAUUAUUUACUCUCUCUUUCUGUUUCUCUUUCUUUUUCCUCUAAACUUUCUCUCUUGUGUAGAUUUUCUGUAAAUUAAAGCUGUAAAAAUAUAAUUUAUUUUUUUCUGUUUCUAUUUUAGGUACAUCAGUUGCAAGUGCAGGUGUCGGAGUUGCAAAGGAGAGCAGACAAGGUGUGUGGAAGAAAUAAACAAGAGUACUUUACUGUAAUAAUCAGUCAUUUUUUCAAGGAGUGUUGCUCUAAUUGUGAAGUUUGUUUAAUAGUUGAUUUAUCUGAAUGCUCUUUGAUAUACAGGCAGAGUUUGAGGCAAAAAAGGCAAAAGAGAAGGUUACAAACCUUGAUGGAGAAAAUGAAGUAGGUGUAAGCUUUUUUAAAGAAAAAAUGAUAAAUUUAAUGUACAGUCAGUAACAGUUUAACUCCCCUGAAUAACCAAGACAGAAUUUCUCCUUAAAAUAUUGCUACAAUGUCAAGUGGGCAAGUAAUGAGAGUAAUAUAAAAUAGGGGAUUAUCUGUUGAUCCAAUACCAAAUUAUUCAAACUGCAUACAGUGUAUGUAACAUCAUAAGAAUUUUGUGGUAGAUAGUAAGGAAAGUUACUAAUGAGAUCUUGGGAGCAGAAGGAUUAAAUGAACAUUAUUUCUUGCUGAUAGUCACAAUUAUCAAGCUUGCAUUACAGUGUUUCUGAUUCAUUUAAGGGGUGUAUCUUAGAGAUGAUGAUUUUACUUCCAUUUCACAGCGUUUAAGACAGGAGAGAAUGAAAUUGAAAGAAGAAAACGAGGAGCUUCAACUUGCUCAAGUAGCAGGUACAUUGUCAUGAUACUUUUUUAUAAUAAACUGAGUGAGUUGCUGAUCUUCUUACCACAUUUGAUGUCAUCUGUGAUCUACAUGUGUUUAACCCUUAAACUCCCAUGAGUGACCAAGACAGAAUUUCUCCUUGCAAUAUCAAUACAAUAUCAAGCAGGCAAGUGAUGAGAAGAAAAAUAUUAAUAAGGGGACAAUAAAUCGAUCCAAUACCAAAUUCUCCAAACUUUUACUAUCUUUCCCUUUUUUAGGUUCUCCAAUGCGUCAUGUAUCUGCUGGGACCCCUUCAAGUGAUGAUUUUGAUCUGGAUGGAUCCAUGUCCCCAGAAGUGAAGUAUGUAAUAAGUCACGAGAGCUUUCAUCAAGCUUUGUUUAACUGUUUCUACUAAGAGGAAUCUGGACACUUUUUAUUUGUUAUUGGUUUUAUCACAAGCAUGAGACAAAGAAAAUAUCCUAGUUCCUAUUGAGGAAUCAAACCCUAGACCUUUAAAAUUUGGGCUUCUUAGCUCUACCACUGAGCUGAAAGAACCUGCUGAUGAACUAAAUAAAGACAACACAGCAGUCAAAAGUAAUGCAUGCACUAGGAGGUCAAUUUUGGCAGGCUGGGCAUCACCUUCUUGUGCAAAAGUUUUGAAGAAAAACAUAAGAAACAACUGCUGUCUUGCAAAGUAAGUGAUAAAAAAUUGAAAUGAAAAUUUGUGAAAGGAAACAAAUGUAAGGAAAAGGAAAACUUCAGAUUUUUCAAAUGCAAAGCUUAUUUAAUUACAGGGAUCCUGUUGAUUUUCCAUUCUGUUUUAAGCUUUACCAGGAAAGUUAUACACUUUUAAAACACAGUCACUUACUUGCUUGUGUGGUUGUUUGCAUCUUUUGUAAGACAAAUUUUUUGAAAGCAUCCUGUUUGCAAAUAUAGUAUGAAAUUUGGUAAAUUUUCAAUGUGCUUGUGGAUUAAAGUAAGCCGUGGUAACUGUUAUGAUACCUUGGUCUACAACAGGGAGCGUGUUCUUCGUCUGGAACAUGAAAAUAAGAAGCUUAAAGAGCAGAUGCAGGGCGAGCAAGAAGAACAGGUAUCGUUCGGUGGAUAGUAUGUUUCUUUGUCGUUUUUGUAGCAUUUGAGCUUUUGCUGAGUUGUAUUAUGCUUCUUACCAUCAGAACCAGCUUCUUCAAAGUCUCCUCAAUGAUGCUAAUGAAAGGAAAGAUCAGUUAGAGAAGGAGAACAGGUGAGACAGGUGCUUUAAGAAAUGGUGAGGAACUAAAGAUAAUAAGCAUAACAGUUUAACCUUUCACUCCCACAAGUGACCAAGACAGAAUUUCUCCUUACAAUAUCAAUACAAUAUCAAGCAGGUAGGUGAUGAGAAUAGAGAAGAAUGUCAAUUAUGGGAUUAUUAGUUGAUCCAAUACCAAAUUCUCUGAACUAACAUCAUAAGAAUUGUAUGGCAGAUAGUAAGGAGAAUUACUAAUUAGAUCUUGAGAGUGAAAGGGUUAAAGGAAGGAGGGGGUUGGAGGUGUGGCAAGUUUGUAACGUUGACUCACCCUACAAGACAUGUGCACUACAGGCUUGAUGUGACACACAGAUAGGGCUAUGAGAAUCAUAUUUUGUCUCAAGCAAUUAAAAAAAAACUUCUCUUGCAGAGAAUUGAAUCAGAAGCUUAUGGAGGUAGAAAGUGAACUCGAUGACAUGAAGAAUCAGAAGAAUGCAGGGGAGAUGGAAAAAGAUAGUGAACUUGGCAAGAAAUACACAGAUCAUCUGUAAGUACACUUUACACUCGAACAUUCAGAUGCAUAUUCUCCAUACUGUUCUCUUUACAUUCCUUGAGAAGCUGACAGGGAGAAUUUGUUUUGCAAUAAAGAGCUUCUUUAGUUUGUUAAUUUCCUGUAUUCUUGAGACCUCAAUGUGUGAUCCAGGGUGAUAUUUUCAGGAUAAAUUGGUUGUUAGUCACUCUCAGGGUUAAAUGCAACAAGACGGAACACAUUUUGUUGUCAAGAGUUGUAAUAGUGAGGGAAUGCAGAGAAGAGAAAGGGGUUAACCUUUACACAUCAGUAUGCAUAUUCUCCAUACUGUUCCUUAUACAUUUCUUAUGGCACUGACAAGGAGAAUUUGAUUAACAUUGAAGGCUUCUUUGGCUGGUGAUCUUAUGGCCUUAAAAUUUGAUUCAGUGUUGUUACUUUAAGGAGAAAUAAGAUGAUAGUCACUCCUAGAUGUUAAAUUUAUUUGUUAAUUUUGUUUCCGAGAUUCAUCUCUGUUGAUUUGGAGACAUGCUAUAUCUAUACACUGUAGGUAUUGAAUUUGAAACUUCAACUUUACGUUUUGCAUCUUGCAGUGACAAACUCAAAGUUGCAAAUGACGAACUGCAGAAAAAGAAAGCAUACAUUGACAGUUUGGAACCAAAAGUUUCCAGUAGUGGUAAGAGGAUAAACUUUUAUUCGUUGAAAUUUAUUUACCAGCUCAUUCUUCGUGUCGGUGUUUGACUGUAAAAGCUUGUGCUGUAAUAUAAUUUAUUUCCGUGAGAUCAUUGAAAUGAAAGCUACAAAUACUUUGAUAUGAUUCUCUUUGUUGCUCUGUUCAUGCUAGUGCUAACUUCAAGUCUGUAGAUGAGACCCCAGUUUGAGAACCUUGCAUGUAUUGUCGGUUGUGUCUCAAUUAAUAGGUUUUGAGGGUUUUCAUCCUUACCCAGUCGAUUGAUGUUAAUGAUAAAAAAGGGGAAUGUGCUGAAAGAGGUGCACCUGGUAAUGUUUACUUUUUGUGUGAUGUUUCAGCGGAGAAAGUGAAUGAACUGCAGGAACUUUUGAAUAAGAAAGAUCAAGAGAUGAAAGUUAUGGAGGAUCGGUACAAGAAAUACUUGGAGAAAGCCAAGAGUGUAAGUUUUAUAUGAUUCACUGGUGGUAGAAUAAUCAGGGAAAUGGAAGGGAUAUUUUGCUGCAAAGUAUUCAAUACCACACACACAAAGUAUACAACACUAUUAUAAAUUCACAAAACUAUGUUUUGUGAAUUUAUAAUUGUAAUUUAACUGAGUGGAGAGCAGUUUGAUCUGAAAUCGUACGAGUGAUCGUCGCUUGUUGUAUUCCUUUAUUUCUCGUUGGCCCCUCCCUUUUUUUGGUUAGCCUCUGAGGUCACUGGUUUCAGUUUGAAGAAUCUCCAACGAAAACCUCUCUAUUUCAUUCCAGUAGGUUCAAUAGUUCUCAGAUCGACGAGUGUCAGUAAUGCCGUGUUUUCAAUUGGAUCAUUUUUCUCUUUUCAGGUGAUAAAAACUCUCGAUCCAAAGCACAGUUCAGGCGCUCAACCUGAGGUAAUUGUUUCAUUUCCCGUUUUGAUUGUCCUUCGUGCUGAAAGUUUUUCCUUAUGGUGAUGAUAUUGCACUAAAUGUUAUGUUUAAUGUGCAUCAAGUCUUCAGUACAUGUAUAUGAACUCUCGUGGAAAGAAAUUCUAACGCAAAGGGCUUUACGCUGGCUCUCUUUAAAGUAACUUUCAAUGCAACAGAUUUUCUAAUUCACCUUAUGCAUUCUCCUAGAUUCAAUAUCUAAAAAAUCAAGUUCAAGAAAAGGAUAAAGUUAUAGAGCAUUUGGAGGUAAAGCGACGUUGUUAUUUUAUGUUUAACAUAUUUUACAUAUCGUAUACUCUCUAUCUCCGCAUAUACAUCACUCUCUUGCUGAACACUCGGUUCAGGAUUUCGUUUGCCACUUUCACUCCAUGGAAGUAACCAGAAAGAAGUGUGACGAGAAGAAGGAAAAAGUCAACUUUGGAAUAUUGGUUGAUUUAACAACAAAUUCUCUGUGUUGAAAUUACAAGAAAUAUAUGACAGACAGUGGGGAGAUAAUAUCUUUACAUGUAGAUCUUGGGUGUGAUAGGGUUAAAAAGUGCCUUGUAGAAUCACCACAAACUGACAGAACGGGAUGUUUUUGGUCGAGACUUGCUAUCUUUGCAAAAGGAGGCCACUAGAUUCGUUUUCUUACAGCUGUGUUUCUUUUAGCGAGAUCAUGAGAAGAUGAAAAUCACAAGAGAAAGAGAAGAGAAACUUAUAGUCAGCGCUUGGUAUGAAAUGGUAAGCACAAUCUGUUACUCUACCGAUAGUGAAAGUCUGUACUCGAGCCAAGUGACCCAUCCAGCCGGACCUGAUCCCGGUUUCCAUAGUACAAAGCGACUAGGAGCACCACAAACACCCCUGCCCCCCCCCCCCGAUAGGAUGCCAGUCCAUUGCAAGGUUACCUCAGCAUUUUAUCAGGCUUUCCUGAGAUUUCGCUUGUACCUAUGUAAACUCCUAGGCGGGAGAGGCACUGUGGGAGUUAGCCCUUUAACUCCCAUGAGUGACCAAGACAGGAUUUCUCCUUACAUUAUCAAUACAAUAUCAACCAGAUAAGUGAUGAGACUAAAGAAAAAUAUCAAUUAGGGGAUAAUUAGUUGAUCCAAUAUUAAAUUCUCUGAACAAACAUUAAAAGAAUUGUAUGGUAGACUGUAAGGAGAAUUUAAAAUUUUAUCUGGGAGUUAAACCGAUAGCGAGUGCUAAGAGAUUGAGAAUACAAUUCAAUGGAAUUUCUUUGCCUGAGAAGAAAACUAAGGGCACUUAUUUGGCGCAAAUACCUCGUACCUCUGAGAGCUUACCUUGUGUAAAGUAUUUUUGGGAAAUUAAAGAAAACUUAAGACCGAACCGCAUAAGGCUACCAAUCACUGGGAAAUUACGCCCAGCCUUGUCGCAGCGAUAAUUUUCCCAGUGUAACUUGGAGAACUCUCGAGAAAAUAUUUGUCUUAGCGACAGAGGUUUGUCGUUGUGACCAGUUGCACAGAAAUUCGAGUUGGUCUGAAUCCGUGCGACUGACUUCAGUGACAAAACCCUGUCGCAAACACAACGAUUUCGCCAAAAAAUUCUCCUUGUCGCCCAAGGCGAACUGUCAUUGGGACUUUUUAUAGAACGGUACGCACAGAGCUGUUUGUUACUGACACUUAUCGCUGCCUCUUGUCACAAAAUGUUUCCUUUCCUCAGGGCAUGCAACUCCAUAGAAAAGCUGCGGAGGAAAGGUUGUCAGGGAACGCAGGGGGAAUGUCUUUCUUAGCUCGACAAAGACAAGCUUCCAGUCGCCGUUCAACGCCAAAUAGAACGCAACAGGCCAACGCUGUCUCGUCUAGGUAA
Messenger RNA from Pocillopora meandrina, 15078 nucleotides. NCBI's taxonomy places the organism in Eukaryota, Metazoa, Cnidaria, Anthozoa, Scleractinia, Pocilloporidae. The record is from the annotation of a GenBank genome assembly.